GACUGCUCCCCUGCACCCUGUCCUUUCUGUUUUCCAGCAUGGUGUGUCUGUGUUUUCUUGGAGGCUCCUGGAUGACAGCUCUGAUGCUGAUACUGAUGGUGCUGAACCCUCCCUUGGCUUGGGCCAGGGACACCCCACCACAUUUCGUGAAGAUGUUUAAGGCCGAGUGCCAUUUCACCAACGGGACGGAGCGGGUGCGGCUUCUGGCGAGAAGCAUCUAUAACCGGGAGGAGUUCGUGCGCUUCGACAGCGACGUGGGGGAGUUCCGGGCGGUCACGGAGCUCGGGCGGCGCGACGCUGAGUCCUGGAACCGGCAGAAGGAGCUCUUGGAGCAGAGGCGGGCCGCGGUGGACACCUACUGCAGACACAACUACCGGGUGGGCGAGAGCUUCACGGUGCAGCGGCGAGUCGAGCCUACAGUGACUGUGUAUCCUACGAAGACUCAGACCUUGCAGCAUCACAACCUCCUGGUCUGCUCUGUGAAUGGUUUCUAUCCAGGCCACAUUGAAGUCAGGUGGCUCCGGAAUGGCCAGGAAGAGGAAGCUGGGGUUGUGUCCACAGGCCUAAUCCGUAAUGGAGACUGGACCUUCCAGAUCCUGGUGAUGCUGGAGAUAGUUCCUCAGAGCGGAGAGGUCUACACCUGCCAAGUGGAGCACCCAAGUUUGACAAGCCCUGUCACCGUGGAAUGGAGGGCACAGUCUGAUUCUGCACAGAGCAAGAUGCUGAGUGGAAUCGGGGGCUUUGUCCUGGGUCUGCUCUUCCUUGCAGUGGGGCUGUUCAUCUACUUCAGAAAUCAGAAGGGACACUCUGGACUUCAGCCAACAGGACUCCUGAGCUGAAGUGGAGAUGGUGACCCUCAAGAAAAAACCUUCCUUUCCAGCUUCUUCUCAGAGUCCAAAGGUUUCCAGCUUGGCUCUUAUUCUUCUACAAAUACAGCGCUUUCUCAGGAUCUGGUUUGCCCUGGCUUCAGUGACCCUGCACAGCUUGUGUUCCCCAAUGGCUCCCUCUGCCCUGUCCUUGACCUGGAACCCCCAGUGCUGACUGCAGUACCUUAUCUGCAUUCUCUCCUUCUUCUUCCUAUGCAGCCCUUAUGUUUCCCUUGCAUGGGAACUCACCUUCUGCUCAUGUUUCUUUAUAAGCUUUUCUCAAAUAAAUGUGGAUUG
Molecule: messenger RNA, 1163 nt
Organism: Canis lupus familiaris (dog)
Lineage: Eukaryota; Metazoa; Chordata; Mammalia; Carnivora; Canidae
Gene: DLA-DRB1
Product: MHC class II DLA DRB1 beta chain
Biological process (GO): immunoglobulin production involved in immunoglobulin-mediated immune response; peptide antigen assembly with MHC class II protein complex; antigen processing and presentation of exogenous peptide antigen via MHC class II
Cellular component (GO): lysosomal membrane; late endosome membrane; MHC class II protein complex
Molecular function (GO): MHC class II protein complex binding
Source: RefSeq, marked provisional